Messenger RNA from Conger conger (European conger), 834 nucleotides. Its product is annotated as cytochrome c oxidase subunit 6A, mitochondrial. Gene Ontology annotation, biological process: mitochondrial electron transport, cytochrome c to oxygen. Bases 250 to 588 code for a protein of 112 amino acids. The record is from RefSeq and is a predicted model, not a curated record. Gene Ontology annotation, molecular function: enzyme regulator activity. The transcript is spliced from 3 exons. Gene Ontology annotation, cellular component: mitochondrial inner membrane. NCBI's taxonomy places the organism in Eukaryota, Metazoa, Chordata, Actinopteri, Anguilliformes, Congridae.
AAUGCUAAUCGCGUUCAUGGGCGCACCCCAAUAUUUUUACAGUCCAUCGAGAUACUUUUACCAGGAAGCUCUUUGCUAUUACUCCACGGUGACCACUGAUUGUUGUCUAUUUUUAUAAGGUCUACGCGUGGACCACUAAACUCGGUAUAUUUUCUACGCUGUGGACUCGUGUUCUCACCGCAUAGACCAUCGAUAUUUGUUCACCCUUCUAACUUCCUGUUCCUGUGUUCUCGCGUUCACCAUCACAAAAUGAAGAUGGCGUCUUUCGGACGAAUUUCUCAAGCUCUCUAUCGCUCUACUUUGACUCAGACCCGGCGUCAGCUCUCCGCUGCAGUACACGGCGAGGAGCACCAAGCCGCCCGCACAUGGAAGAUCCUGACCUUUGUGGUGGCCCUUCCUGGAGUGGCUGUGUGCAUGCUGAACACUUAUCUGAAGAUGCAGCACCACAGCCAUGAGAACCCAGAGUUUAUCCCCUACAGCCACUUGCGCAUCCGCAGCAAGCGCUUCCCUUGGGGUGAUGGCAACAAAUCCUUCUUCCACAAUCCUCAUUGCAAUGCUCUCCCUGAUGGCUAUGAAGAAGAACACUGAGCUUCUCUCCUUGCAAUGAAAAACAGCCCCCUGUACCGGGACCAGAGACAACCUUCCAUACUCCCCUGGUUUACAGGCCAGGACCCGGACCACACCACCUCAAGCAGUUUAUUAACCUCUUAAAAUUGUGUUUACUUGACCCAGUGUCUUUACCUAAGACACCCUAUUCAAUAGUUACGUUUUUGGACCAUGUACACAAUGUUGUUUUAACUUAUCAAAAAUAAAAUGAUAUAAUUCUUACUGGAA